Molecule: messenger RNA, 831 nt
Organism: Leopardus geoffroyi (Geoffroy's cat)
Lineage: Eukaryota; Metazoa; Chordata; Mammalia; Carnivora; Felidae
Product: mucin-3B-like
Exons: 3
Coding region: 348-587 (79 amino acids)
Source: RefSeq, a predicted model, not a curated record
GCGCCCGCGGAGUCCAAGUGUGUUAGCCGACCCGCCCAGAUGGUGGUGAGGGUCUGUGACCUGUGACCCCCUGCUCCAGCUGCUUCUCCACGGACACGAGCUGGUUUUCGGGCCCGCGCGGCGAGGUGGCUGUCGCCUGGAGGGCACUGGUCGGGGGGGGCCUGACGGGGGCCGCGGCUCUGCGGCUGCUGGCGCUGAGCAUCUUCGUUGCCCGCUACAGCACAGCCGGCCGAGGCGGAGGCGGGGAGCGCGUUGGGGGUGGGCGUGAGGGCGGCAAAGGGGUCCCCGCUGGCGCUGUCCUGCUCUGCCAGCGCGUCGCCCCAACUCAGGUCCUGGGGCGGCGACGGAUGUGCGAUGAGGACACUGUGGGGACGUUUUCGGACUUGGGCUUGGAGGACGAGCGAACAGUCAAGGAUGAAAACUUCCAGGUGGCCUUGGGGGACGUGGACAUCAAUGUGAGCGUGAGGGUGCCAAGGGGGGAUGGCCCCCCGCUGCUGCUUCCCAGGCCCUGGUCUCCUGUUCUGAGGCUCCAUUCCUUCUCCCUCCCAAGGACACUGGACCCCAGUUUUCCGGGGCCUCAAGAAUGAGCAGAAGUGGAGCCCUGAGAUGGAGAAACCCUCUCAGCUCCUUGGCCUCAUUCCUCUGUCUCCCCUGUCCCCUUCCACCCUUCCUCACCACUCCCCUCUCCCUAGCCUCGCCCCCAUCCCUGCAGUAACCUCAGGGGCCAGAAGUCCCCAGCCUUCUCUGCAGGAACAUCUCAUGUGCAGACAGGAAGCCUGCCAGCCUCCAGUUCUCCCGUGUGAACACAAUAUGGCAUUUCUUGUAAAAGAA